This is a messenger RNA of Girardinichthys multiradiatus, 4257 nucleotides long. RefSeq names its product myeloid ecotropic viral integration site 3 (gene meis3). The coding region runs from base 540 to 1796 and encodes 418 amino acids. The transcript is spliced from 13 exons. Gene Ontology annotation, molecular function: DNA-binding transcription activator activity, RNA polymerase II-specific; RNA polymerase II cis-regulatory region sequence-specific DNA binding. NCBI's taxonomy places the organism in Eukaryota, Metazoa, Chordata, Actinopteri, Cyprinodontiformes, Goodeidae. The record is from RefSeq and is a predicted model, not a curated record. Gene Ontology annotation, biological process: embryonic pattern specification; animal organ morphogenesis; positive regulation of transcription by RNA polymerase II.
GAGGGAGGGAGAGGAUGGGUGGAGUGUGUAGGGGGGCAAGAGAUCCCGUCGCGUUUUGACCCUCAGAAACCUCCCCGCAACCCGUUUGGCCACCACCAGAGUCACUCCUCCUCCUCUUCCUCCUCCUCCGGAUCUCCUCCACCUCCUGCUCUUUCUCUCCUCUUGAGGCUGAAAACAGCAACGCUCAUCCCGGGCCGUGACAUUUUCCAGCUUGUCGCCGUAUGCUGCUGCGCGGACAGCGAGCGCAGAGAGCCAAAAAGCAGGAGAGCGCAGGGGGGAGGACGCCGCUAAGAGAACCACCGAGCAUCCAUCCCUCAGCGAUCCGGCGCGAGAGGCGCACCAAGCGGAGGCGAGGCGCUGCAGGAAGCCGCUGCUCCCCUUUCACCUCCCCGAAAUCCCACACCGGACACGGCCCGAAUCGGACUGGAUAUUUACGUCUCGGAGCCCGGAGACAGAGAGGAAGGGAGGGGGAAAGGAUCGCUGGAGCACAGCCGAGCAGCGCAUCAUCCUCUCCGGUGUAGGUCUGGCUGUCGAGUCGCAUGGAGAAAAGGUAUGAAGAGCUGGUGCACUACUCAGGGUCGGAGGGCAUGCCGGUGGGGGGUUACGGGGAGGAAGUCAGGGCGCUUCCUCCGCAGUACGGCCCCGCCAUCCCUGACUCCCUCAAACACCACAAGGACCAGAUCUAUGGUCACCCACUCUUUCCACUGCUGGCCUUAGUGUUCGAGAAGUGUGAGCUGGCCACCUGCUCCCCUCGGGACUCUUCCUCCUCCCUCUCAGCCACCUCCCACCUCCCGGGGAUGGCCAACCACAGUGAUGUCUGCUCCUCAGAGUCCUUUAACGAUGACAUCGCCGCCUUCGCCAAGCAGAUUCGCUCCGAGAAGCCGAUUUGUUCCUCCAAUCCUGAGCUGGACAACUUGAUGAUCCAGGCCAUACAGGUUCUUCGCUUUCAUUUACUGGAGCUAGAGAAGGUACACGACCUGUGCGAUAACUUCUGCCAUCGCUACAUCACCUGCCUGAAGGGAAAGAUGCCCACUGACCUCGUCCUGGAUGAACGGGAGGGGGGCUCCAAGUCGGACAUGGAGGACUUUGGCGGGUCCUGCACCAGUCUGUCAGAGCAGAAUGCGUCAUGGUUACGUGAGCCAGAUGAAUGUGCCACCACGCCUCUAGGAACACCAGGCAGCUGUGGUCUGCCCUUACACACCACAGGAGACAACUGCAGUGAUGCAGGAGACGGUCUCGAUGGGGGAGUGGCCUCACCCAGCACAGGGGAGGAGGACGAGAGCGACCGGGACAGGAGGAACAACAAGAAGAGAGGCAUCUUCCCUAAAGUGGCCACAAACAUCAUGAGAGCGUGGCUCUUCCAGCACUUGUCGCACCCGUACCCGUCGGAGGAGCAGAAGAAGCAGCUGUCACAGGACACAGGGCUGACCAUCUUACAAGUCAACAACUGGUUCAUCAACGCCCGGAGGAGAAUAGUUCAGCCGAUGAUUGACCAGUCAAACCGCUCAGGCCAGGGUGGUCCCUACAGUCCAGAGGGAGCAGCUCUGGGAGGCUAUGGGCUCGACGGACAGGCCCAUCUGGGGCUUCGAACGGCAGGUCUCCCGGGAAUGUCUUCUCUCCAGGGUGACUACCCCGGUGCUCUGCUUUCCCAGCCAGGCUACCCUCCUCAUCCGGGAGCGUCCCUCCACUCAUACCCCGGCCCGCACCCUCACCCCGCCAUGCUGCUCCACCCACCACCGCAUGCACACCCUGCAGAGCCGCUCAUUGCUCAAGGACUGGACAUACACGCACACUAGCUAUCAGGGGGAGCAGACCGUGUGUGUAUGUAAAAGAGUGGGAGGGAACAUUACUGUAUGAAUGUGUGUGUGGAGAAAGUAUGGGUGUGUAAUGGCUGAUACGGUACUCUAUUUAAAGACAAACUGCUCCAAAAGUUUACAUUCCUCACUGAGAGACACUGACCUUAAUGUAGCUGAUCAACUGACAAAGACACACACACACACACUCACGCGCGCUUAAACAUUUCACGUACACACUCUUGAGUCUGGACCCACAGGUUUAAGCCAUACCUCUCAGAGUAGAAGUGCUUCCUCCUCUUGCAAUGUCUCCACUGUGUCCUGUGGGUGAGACACAUGCUUUAAACUACACUUCCCAUCAUGCCUACAAACCACAGAAGGACCAGAUCAGAAACACAACCCAAGGAUGUUACUGGAUGGGACUCGAUCCUGCAAGCCAAACUUUCCUCACAGCUUCUCCGUCUUCCUGCACACACUGAUGUCAGAAACACACACACACACACACACACACUUUAUUUAAAGCUUUUUUUUUGUUUUUUUUUAUAUUUUUAUAUUUAUGUGUGCCACUCCAGGCAGAUACAGCUUCACGUGAGCUUGUUGAAAUGUUAGUGCUCUUCCUCAGCAUGAAGCUAAACAUUCUGAAUGACUUCCAGUCUGCCUCGCUCUCGCACCACUGACCUCCUUAAGGCGCCAGCAGCCGUCCGUUACCUUAGAAGCUUCCCUCCAAGCACCCAAACUCACUGAUAGAUGAAGCAACAGACGCAACACAGAAAGCCAUUCUAAGACACACACACAUACAUACACAUACACAUAUACAAAGACAUAUACAGGACUUCUGCAAGCAUUUCUAGUACACUGUUAACUGUCACAGCUGUGUGAGAGGGGAGCUGCAGCCAAAGGACUCUUCAGACAUUCGGCUCCUUCUCUGCUCUACUUGGACCGCUGAAGAACUCUGAAUGAUGACGAUGGUGAAAAAAAACCUUAAAGUAUUAAAAUGUUUUUUGUGUAAGGCUUGUCACUCAUAAUUUGUUUGUUUGCUACGACUCCACCUAUAGAAUAUUGGUUGAAUAGUAAUAAUAAUGGGUUUUCAAUUUCUGAAUGAAAUCAAAUUUCAACUUGUUGAUCAGCCACUGGGUGUCAGCUCCUCACAACCUAUUGGUCAUUUUAUUCUCAGAGUGAUACUGCAGACACCCUCAAAGUAGGAGGUAAAUGGACUGAACUUAUAUAGCACUUUUCCAGUCAUACAGACUGCUCAAAGCGCUUUACACUAGAGCCACAUUCACCCACUAACACACCAAUACACAGAUCAGUAGGCAACUUGAGGUUAAGUUGACAUAUGGCAGGAGGAAGCUGGAAUUGAACCCACAACCUUCUGAUUGCAAGACAACUAAUCUUCCUACUUAGCCAGAGUCACCUAGACAAAUAUUUGUGCACACCUUGUGCACACCUUGUGCACAAAUAUCUCCUCUCCACAAAUAUUCUUUCAAAGUCCAAAACUAUUGCACACAGAACUAAUAGGAAAUGGCUGAGAUGCAUAGAAAAUAUACUGUUACUUUUUUCUAUUUUUGUUCUUUGUAUAGUAAUUAAAAAACAACAAAGAAACUAAUAUCAACCCAAAAAUAGGUCUAACAAAUCUUAUUCUGUCUAAUGUAAUUUGGUCAGAUGGGAUUUCAAUGCAAACCCAUUUUACACUCAAUGGCCACUUUCUUAGGUUUAACUGCAUGUUAAACACAAAUAUUAAACCAGUUAAUCACAUGACAGCAAUUCGGUGCAUUUAGAUCCACAUCUAGAAGUGGCAAAGGCCAAGCUGAGCCUCACAAUGGGGGAGAAAUGGGAUUUACUGUAAGUGACUUUAAAUGUGGUGCAGUGGUUGGUGUCAGAUGGGCUGGUCAGAGAGUUUCAGAAACUGCUGAUCUACUGGGAUUCUCAUGCACAACCAUCUCACAGAAAAUGGAACAGAAAAGAGAAAAUAUCCAGUGAGAGGCAGCUGUUGAUGCCAGUCGUCAGAGGAGAAUGGGUAGACUGGCUUGAGAUGAUAAAAUGCGGGCCCUGAACUCGGGUUCACAAAGAUUCUCAGAGUCCUCUCAGAGAGCUCCUAUCUUACCCCAAACAUUUCUGGUGAGAACUUAGUUAGGAGGUGUGGUUGAACCUGUUGCAAGGUGUGAUGCUGUCUUCUAAGACCUGUGAUUGGUUGUUAAAAGAACCAAAUUAAUUGCCCCCUGGUAAUUAAUGGAGAAAAAUUAACCAAAGAUGGAAUUUAGAGUGGAUUCAGAAAUGUGUAAAUCAUGAUGAUGACUUAGAAAAAUUAAAUGAAUUGUUACACAGCAUCAACAUGUUUGAAUGUAGCUUUUUUACAUGCUCAUUAUUAUUUUGAUUUGCUUAUUGUUAUGUUUACUCGCUACGCUGUAUCAAUUUUAUAUUAAUUAAUUUAAUAUUAAUAUUAAAAUGCAGCCUUUUACUGUGA